AUGGAGGAACUGCACAGGGGCGUCCUGCUCAACCGACAAGGCGAUGAUGCACCAUCCGCCGAUGCCGAAAAUACAUUACACCCGACCAUGGAAAGAGUCGAAAAUGGGACGUUCCUGUCUCCCACAGUCACCAAAGCACUCGACGAGCUUAAUGCCACGGCCACGCCUAUAUCAACCGAGCCUGAGACUCAUAUACCCUUGGUCGGGAAUACUAGCACUUAUGCAUUCCGGAUCAUCAUCUGCAGUCUCGCGGCGCUAAUCCUCAUCCCGGCCGUAGCGGUGAUUAUAUUUAUCUACGUUCGUCGUUGUAUCGGACGAGACAAGCCAUAUGGAGGCACCCAGGACGACGAGGCGCGUGAGCCCAUGUACCGUGACUCGAUCCAGCUCAAAGACUACGAAAGCGAGGGGGACGAGUCCAGUACUGGCGACCUAGCGGCUUCUUCUCCCAGCAACGAUACACCCGCCGGCUAUGUCGAUGUUCCAAUUGGCAAGGCUGGGCAGUAA
Neoarthrinium moseri is the source of this 504-nucleotide messenger RNA. RefSeq lists its product as uncharacterized. The record is from RefSeq and is a predicted model, not a curated record. The transcript has a single exon. NCBI's taxonomy places the organism in Eukaryota, Fungi, Ascomycota, Sordariomycetes, Amphisphaeriales, Apiosporaceae. Bases 1 to 504 code for a protein of 167 amino acids.